AUGACGCCCCCGCGGGCAGCAAGGGGGAACCCCGAAGCAGCCCGGAGGCCCCGGCUGGACCUGCAGUUUCUCCGACGCUUCCUAAAGAUACAAUCCAUCUUGUUUCCCUAUUGUUCAUCGCAGAAUGUGUUGAUGUUCCUGACCCUUCUUUGUGUCACCCUGCUGGAGCAACUGGUCAUCUACCAGGUGGGACUAAUACCCAGUCAAUACUAUGGUGUCCUAGGAAACAAGGAUCUGGAUGGAUUCAAGUCCUUGACAUAUCUAGCCCUUGUUCUCAUCGUGCUCAAUUCUACACUGAAGAGCUUUGACCAGUUUAUCUGUAAUUUGUUGUAUGUGAACUGGAGGAAGGACCUUACUGAGCACCUUCAUUGCCUUUACUUCCGGGGCCGAAUCUAUUAUACCCUCAACGUGAUUCGAGAUGACAUCGAUAAUCCGGACCAGCGCAUCAGUCAAGAUGUGGAGAGAUUCUGUCGGCAGCUCAGCACCAUGGCCAGCAAGCUGAUCAUCUCCCCCUUCACCAUCACUUACUACACAUAUCAGUGCUUUCAAAGCACAGGCUGGCUUGGGCCAGUGAGCAUCUUUGGCUACUUUGUCCUGGGGACUGUGGUGAACAAAGUCCUGAUGGGCCCCAUUGUUUCAAAGCUGGUACAGCAGGAGAAACUGGAAGGAGAUUUCAGGUUUAAGCACGUGCAGCUCCGGGUGAAUGCUGAGCCAGCAGCUUUCUAUAGAGCUGGGCAUGUGGAACAUGUAAGAACAAAUUAUAGGCUGCAGAAACUCCUACGGAUUCAGAAGGAGCUUAUGUCCAAGGAACUUUGGCUCUAUAUUGGCAUCAACACAUUCGACUACUUGGGCAGCAUCCUGAGUUAUGUGGUUAUUGCAAUCCCCAUCUUCAGUGGCGUCUACGGAGACUUGACCCCAGCAGAGCUAAGCACUCUGGUUAGCAAGAAUGCCUUUGUGUCCAUUUACCUCAUUGGUUGCUUCAGUCAACUCAUUGACCUCUCAACAACCGUCUCUGAUGUGGCUGGUUAUACACACAGAAUUGGGGAAUUGCAAGAGGCCCUGCUAGCUAUGUCUCUAAGUUCUCAAGACUCUGAGUCAGAAGAUCUGGAUAAAUGGGAAUUUGAUGAGGCCCCAGGCUCAAAGGUAGCAGAUACAGCCUUUCUCCUGGACCGGGUCUCCGUUUCAGUCCCCUUCUCUGACAAGCCAGUGAUCAAGGAUCUGAGCCUGAGAAUUUCCCAGGGGCAGAGUCUGCUGAUCACGGGGAAUACAGGAACAGGAAAGACCUCCCUGCUCAGGGUCCUGGCCGGCUUGUGGGAGAGCACUCGUGGUACUGUAGAGAUGCUGACGUUUUUCGGUCCUCAUGGAGUGCUGUUUCUGCCUCAGAGACCUUUUUUCACAGAUGGGACCUUGCGUGAGCAGGUAAUUUAUCCUUUGAAAGAGAUCUACCCAGUAUCAGGUUCUGCUGAUGAUGAGAGAAUCAUGAGGUUCUUGGAAUUAGCUGGCCUGUCAAGUCUGGUGACAAGGACAGGCGGACUAGACCAACAGGUAGACUGGAACUGGUAUGAUGUUUUGUCCCCAGGAGAGAUGCAAAGACUCUCUUUCGCCCGGCUCUUCUAUUUGCAACCUAAAUAUGCAGUGCUGGAUGAGGCCACCAGUGCUUUGACAGAAGAGGCGGAGAGCGAGCUCUACCGAAUCUGCCAACAGCUGGGCAUGACGCUCAUCAGCGUGGGCCAUCGACAAAGUCUGGAAAAGUUCCACUCCUCGGUUCUGAAACUUUGCGGAGGAGGAAAAUGGGAACUGACCGUCCCCCAGGAAGAACGAAGCGGCCGGAGAGCUGGGGCCCCCCUGCAGGAGGGAGCCGGGUCCCCAGGAGGAUGGGUUGAGUGAGACGGGCCCAGGCCUCUGAGGAGAGGAGACUCCUGAGGCCUGAAGGCCUCUGCCGGGGGCUCGCUUCCCCCGGGCACAGCCUCUCCCCCGCAGUGCCCUUUUUGGGAAUCCUAUCCUCUUGAAAUGGUUCAUUAUACAAGUAUUUUCUUUUCUUUUUUUUUUUUUUAAACUCCUUAC
This is a messenger RNA of Gracilinanus agilis (Agile Gracile Mouse Opossum), 2064 nucleotides long. It is a transcript of the gene ABCD4, whose product is annotated as ATP binding cassette subfamily D member 4. Gene Ontology annotation, biological process: peroxisome organization; fatty acid beta-oxidation; long-chain fatty acid import into peroxisome. The transcript is spliced from 19 exons. The coding region runs from base 1 to 1887 and encodes 628 amino acids. The record is from RefSeq and is a predicted model, not a curated record. Gene Ontology annotation, cellular component: peroxisomal membrane. NCBI's taxonomy places the organism in Eukaryota, Metazoa, Chordata, Mammalia, Didelphimorphia, Didelphidae. Gene Ontology annotation, molecular function: ATP binding; long-chain fatty acid transmembrane transporter activity; ABC-type transporter activity.